AUGGACUCAACGACUGUAAAGAGCGUUAAAAGCAGCCCCGUUUCGCCCUUCCAGUUCUUUCCCACCACGCCUCAAUGUCCCUCCCUCUCGCCUUCAUCCUCACCAGAGUCUUCCCACGUUACCGCUCUCUCAUACAAGGAUGAUCCCUCACCACCAAUCGGCUUGAGCCUCAGCCCGCCUUGCGCCACGUCAGCCCAAAGCGAAGACGACGAUCAAAUUUCUCCCUCCGUUGAAUCAGCAAAAGUUUCAGCUGACGUAUCCUCACACUGGAAGCUUCCCCACCCCAAGACAAUCAAGCCGCAGCCAUCUACCGUUCCUCUCCCCGGCGCGGCGGAGACAGAAACUAAGGCAGCUUCGUCCGGACCUACCCCUUUUCCUCACUUCGCCACACCAGCAGCAGCACCUGUUCCUUUCGGCCACAUUCCUCCCUACCCAGCGGCAGCUGCGGCCGGAUGGUGGGCUCCUUUCGCCACCUUCCCCUCUCACAUGCUUCUCGCCCACUCACCCGCCGCCGGUCAAGCGCAGCAGCAGGCGAUGGGGGCGCAGCAGAGGCUUUUUGUUCCCAAUGCGCCGCCGUGGUUCUGCUUUGGUCCGCCGCCAUUCCUUUCCCCUGCACGUCCUGCCCUACUGGCCCCUGGUGGUCCCGCUUCGGACGUAAACAUGGAGAUCAAUAAAAGCCUUAUGGCUGCCAGUAAGCCUUCCCUCUCUGGCGACGGUUCUCGCUCCCGCGUGCUUUCUUCUGUGGCGACGAAAGCUACUGUCAAGCGAAGCCCGUCGGCGAAAUUGGCGGCGAAACCAGUGGAGGUGUUACCACGUGAGCGGCUCCCGUCGGGAUUUCGCCCGUGGAAGGCUGCGAGCAGGAGCUCUGGGUCGAAUGACACGUCAGCCCUGCUCUCGUCCAAUUGCGCCACGAUAACGUGCUCUGCUGCUGUGGAAGCAUGCGCAUCAUCCCGUCAAGCCGUCUCAUUCGCGCUGAAACCGUGCAGCCAGGGCACGGAGGGCCUUCAGAAAGUGAAGGCGGGCGGACAGCCAAUUCGGCCAGCAGCGCAGCAGCCAGGGGCCCUGGCGGGUCCGGUCAACGCAGUCAACCCAGUCAACGCAGUCACCCCCGUCAACACUAUUAGUCCGAUGGGUCAUCUACAGACUCCUCUUCGCAUCCUCCCAGCUAUCUCCCCUAUCCCCAGCUUCCAUUCUGCUGCUGCUGAUCAAGCCAGAGCUUAUGCUUGCACCAUGGGUCAGUACCCUGGUUUCCCCUGGACCGCGGCUGCAGCUGCCGCUGCUGCUGCUGCUGGUGCUGGUGCUGGCGGUGCUGCUGGCGCUUCUGCUGCUGGAGUAUUCGGCUUUCUGAACCCUGGGGGAACGGUUGCUGCUGAGGCUGGAGCAGGAGUGGUGGGGGACAAGAGAAGGCUUGGGAGGGCAGAGGGCGCAGCGGCUGGGAGCGUGGAUGUGCAAGGAAAGAGGAAAAAGAGGCAAAAGCAUGGAGGGGUGGGUUCCGAGGUGGUGGAGGGCCCUGCGGCUCUGAGAAUGAAUGGGAAGAGUGGAGGAAUGGAGGGAGAGUGUGGCCGUAGCAAGGAGCAAGAGGAGGAGGAGAGGUCAAAGGAUAAUGAAAAGGAGAGGGAGAAGGAGAAGGCGUGCAGGAAUUGUGGGACGCACACGACUCCGUUCUGGAGGAAGGACCGAUCAGGGAGUGGGCAGCACCUAUGCAACGCAUGUGGGCUCUACCUCGCCAAGAAUGACGCCCCCCGGCCCUCUGUGCUCUGGAAGAAAGGCGUGCCGGCUGAAUUACGAGAACAUUUUGGUGGUCAGUGGGAUCCUCGCGAAUUUGGAGCUGAGUAUAACGAGUACACCCUCGACCAACCACCAGGGAGCUCGUUCCUGGAAGCAGACAGUGGAGGAAUUUCAGCCGCGAUAGAAGCUGCUCCGUUUGUAGCUGGACAGGCCACACUUAUGCCAGAAACAUUUGGGGAAUACGGAGCAGGGGCUCCGGCUUGGUCUGGCAUUGUUGAUAGAUGGGACCCAAGCGGGGCAGAUGCAGGAACGGCCCGGGCUGAGUACGUUCGGGCCGAACCUCUACGGAUAGGUUCGGACGGAGGCCAGGAGGAGCUGCCCGUGUCGAUGGGCCCAGGCUCCUCCAGCCCCUCUAUUGGUGCAGCUAAUAGUCGGAGUAAUAUUAUUGGUGCUGGCGUGGCCAUGCCAAUUCUAGCACCCACGUCAGCAGGUCCCAUGGUGGGGGAUGGGAAGAGAGACUUUGAGAUGGUCAGAAGAGAGGGGGAGGAGGGAAGAGAGGGGGGAGAGGCGGAGGUGAUGGUGCAAGAUAGAGAAGGGGUUGGAUGGGGUGGAGUGGGGAAUGCAGGGGUUAUGGGAGGUAUGGUGGGUAUGGGAGGAGUGGAGUACGGUCCUGCUGCUAUUCUCUCCCCGUCUACGAUAGCUGCUGUCGCUGCUGCUAACGCCAUUGCAAAUGCCCCCCCAUCCCCACCUAAUAGGAUCCGUGGAGAGGGGGAGGGGAGAGGUGCAGGAGGGGUGGGCGCGGCUGCAGGAUGGGAUGGACGGGCAGGAGGCAGCAGGAACGAAGGAGAGGGGGAGGGGAGAGGUGCAGGAGGGGUGGGCGCGGCUGCGGGAUGGGACGAGCGGGCAGGAGACAGCAGGGAGGAAGGGGAGGGAGAGGGAGGGAGAGCAGCAGAGGAGAGGAGUUGUGGAGCGGAGGUACGAGGGGUGGAGUCAGGUGGGAUGGAGUUAGGCGGGGUGAGUAGUGUGACCAAGGCAUCUGGUAGCAUCAGCAGCGGCGUCAGUGGCAGCAGCGGCGGAGGCAGCGGCAGCAGCCGUGCCGGCAGCGGCUGUGGCGGCGGCAGCGGCGGUGGUACGAGUAUCAGUGACCCUGAAAGAGAAAACGCAGGGACACCAGAUAAUGGGUUUGAUGAUUUGGUUGGAAUGAAGGAUGUGAAUGAGGUGAAGGAGGAGAAGGGGAGUGAUACGGACGAGAAGAGUCGAAGUUCAGAGGGGCUAGAUGAGUCUGAUACUACCGAGGAUGAAGGGCAGGGGAGGGGGAAGGAGGAAAAGGAGGAGGAGAAGAACGGAGCGAGUGGAUCCGACGGUUCAGAAAGCAUGAGAUUGGAAAAGCCCCUUGGGAAACUUGGGGCGGAUAGCGGAGAUGCUUGUAAAGUGUACAGGAUGGUCGGUGGGAAAGAGGAAGGCAAAAAGGACUGGGAGGGAGAGGUGGCGAUGGUAGAGAAAACGCGUGCUGAGAGCAUGGAUGUAAAUGCAUCUGCAGCUAAUGGUGGUGCAAUCGGUGGUGGUGAGGAUGCGGGAAGCAGUGCUUCUCGUGGUGAUGAUACUGUUGCUGCUAACACUCACGGUGACUCUGGUGGUACUAGCAGUGGUGUUGGUGGUGGAGGGCAGGCGAAGGAGGAGAGGGAGGAGAGGGAGGAGUCGAAGCAAGUGGAUGAAAGCAUGGGAAUGAGUAGAUCAGUGGAAAUAAACGAUGAGAAAGAGGCAGGAAAUAGCGGGGAUGGGGAUGGGAGAGAGAAGGACGGGGAGGGUAACGACAAGGGGAGGGAGGGGGGAGAAGGGGAGGAAGUGAAGAAAAUUGUAAAAGAGGAGGAAAAAGAGAAUGAGGAUGAGGAGGAGGAGGAAGAGUAUGGGUCAGGAGACUCAGGAUUCGGCACCCCUGGCACUCUCUCUCCUACCGGCAGCAGUGUCAGCACCUACGAGCUUUCAGCCAUGGAUUUCCCUGACUCUGACAGCUUGGGCAGCCAAACCCCCACCUCAGCUCCGGCAGCCGGAGCAAGGCCUGGAAGGCCCGGAAGUUUGGGCCGAGGCAGGGGUGCAGCCUCAGCAGCUGCCGCUGCUGCCUCGGCUGCUGCUGCAUCCGCCACUGCUUCUCCUCACGACGCUCCAGACGACGAAAACACAUACGCUGUCCUGGAGAUCAGUGAUGAAGAUUCCGAGGAAGAUUCUGAGGACGAUUCGGACGAAGGGGAGGAGGGGGAGAGUGAGAGAGGAGGUGAGGAGGAGAGGAGGAGGAGGGAGCAGGGUUUGAGGGAGCAGCGAGCAGCACAGGUGGCUUCGAUUAUGGCGAAGAUGGCCCGGGGUGAUAGUGUGGGUAGCACCGGCAGCGCUGGUGGCAGGUUGGGUGGGGGUGGGGGUAGUGCAGGAGGCAUAGGAGGAGGGAUAGGAGGGAAAGUAGGAGGGUUAGGAGGAGCCAUGGGGCUGGAAAGUGGACUGGGCGCAUUGGUAAGGCACAGCUCUGCCUCUGCAGCUGUUCCUGCCGUUUCCGCCGCUGCUGCCGCCACCGCCGCUGCUGCUGCUGCUGCUUCUCCUGCUGUCGACAGUCCACGCUACUCCCUUCCGCCUGCCAGUCCCCAUCAGUUCCGCCCUGCUGCUGCAAACGCUGCGGCUAACGCUGCAGUUAACGCUGCGGCCAAUGCUGCGGCUAACGCUGGGGUUAAUGCUGCAGUCAAUGCUGCGGCCAGCAGCCCUGCCCUUAGGUCCUUCCACAGGAGGGGCCGCACCGGCUCCUUUGGAAGCGGCGGCAGCGGCGGCGGCAGCGGUGGUACUGGCAUUUUCGGUGGUCCUGGCUGGACGAGCGUUGGGGCGAGUGUUGGGGUUGGUGGUGGGUCGGUCAGUGGGGUUGGUGGUGUGGUGAGUGGUGGCACUGUUGCUACCAGUGGCAGUGGUAGCAGAGGCGGGUCCGGUGCUGCGUCCCCUGGAGGACUGAGUAUGGGGGAUCCAGUGGCAAUAGCAGGGGGCGGUGGGAGUGUGGGGGCAGGGGCAGUGGGCGUUGAGAAGGAUGGUAUGGGGUGGGGGGCAGGCUCGGAGCAGCAGCAGGAGUAUCCGUGGUGGGCGAUGGCGGCCCCUGAUGCUCAGUGCCGUGCUGAGGAGAUCCGUGUUGAGUUCUAUGUCAUGCGCCAUGCAGAGUCGCUAGACCUGCCGCACCUAAUAGGAGGGCAGUCACCGGCAAUACCGCUGACCAGCAAGGGCCGGGAGCAGGGGGAGGCGUUGGGGCGAUACCUUUUGGAGUUCCAGGGGGUGAUGUUUGAUGAGGUGUUUGCGUCGCCCAUCCCCCGGGCGUGGGAGACUGCAUACGCCACGUGCCAGGUGCGUAGCAUAGGGUUACCAGGAGCUUGGCUUCCCACCCAGCUGAAUGCAGGAAGCGGGGGAGUUGAAGGAGCAGAGCUGCGGGCAGUGGGAGGGAGGGGAAGAGGCGCUUGGCUUCCCACCCAGCCGAAUGCAGGAGGCAGAGGAGUUGAAGGAGCAGAGCUGCGGGCAGUUGAAGCUGAUGGCAUUCUAUUCCGAAUGCAGGAAGCAGAGGAGUUGAAAGGAGCAGAGCUGCGGGCAGAGCUUGGCUUCCCACCCAGCCGAAUGCAGGAGGCAGAGGAGUUGAAGGAGCAGAGCUGCGGGCAGUGGGAGGGGAAGAAUCGGGCAGAUGUGUUCCUUACUGACGCCUCUCUUCCACGAAUCACAAGCGCCCAGCCGGAUUUUUUCUGCCCAGGAGGGGAGUCACAGCGGCAGGUGAGUUCCUGGUUUUCACAGCAUGGGUUGUGUUGUGGUGCCUGA
Molecule: messenger RNA, 5553 nt
Organism: Closterium sp. NIES-65
Lineage: Eukaryota; Viridiplantae; Streptophyta; Zygnematophyceae; Desmidiales; Closteriaceae
Source: the annotation of a GenBank genome assembly